Molecule: messenger RNA, 1595 nt
Organism: Coniophora puteana RWD-64-598 SS2
Lineage: Eukaryota; Fungi; Basidiomycota; Agaricomycetes; Boletales; Coniophoraceae
Product: MFS general substrate transporter
Exons: 15
Coding region: 129-1526 (465 amino acids)
Biological process (GO): transmembrane transport
Cellular component (GO): membrane
Molecular function (GO): transmembrane transporter activity
Source: RefSeq, a predicted model, not a curated record
GUGUUGAGAAAGGCAGUGUCCCUGUCGGUGCGAAGGGCAAGGGUGAGGGCGAGAGUGAGCCUGAGAUCGAGGAAGGGGAGGUGUUCAAGCCGCACGUCGACACGUCGGGCAUCAGCGAGAAGAAGCUGAUGCGCAAGAUUGACUCGCGGACGAUUCCGUGGCUCUCGUUUCUCUACCUACUCGCGUUCCUGGACCGGUCGAGCAUCGGGAAUGCAAAGCUUUAUGGAAUGGAGACCGACCUCCACAUUAGCGACACAAAGUAUCUGCUCGGUCUCACCAUCUUUUUCAUUCCCUAUGCGAUCUUCGAGGUCCCGUCCAAUGUCAUUCUCAAGCGCCUGAAGCCGUCCGUGUGGCUUUCGGUGCUCAUGUUACUAUGGGGUGUCGUGAUGACGGUGCAAGGUCUCGUUCAUAAUUACGGUGGCCUCAUGGCGAUCCGAUUCAUGGUCGGUACCUUCGAAGCUGGGUUCUUUCCUGGCGUGAACUACUAUCUUUCGUGCUGGUACAAACGCUCAGAGUUUGGCAUCCGGGCCGCCGUGUUCUUCUCCGCAGCGACAGUCUCAGGCGCAUUUGGCGGCCUCCUUGCUGCUGGCCUCUCAAAAAUGGAGGGCGUUGGCGGCAAAGCCGGCUGGUCGUGGAUCUUCAUCAUCGAGGGGCUCGUCACCGUCGUCGCGGGUGCCAUGUCCUUCUGGAUCAUCGUCGACUUCCCAGAGGACGCCGGGUUUCUCUCGGAGCCCGAGCAGGUGUUCGUCAUCAGGCGGCUGCAGGGCGACGCCCAGUUUAGCGCGGCGGGCGAGAAGCUCCGAUGGAAGUACAUCGAGCAGAGUUUGGCGGAGUGGAAGACGUAUCUGAGCAUCAUCGUGUACGCCGGCAGCGACAUGCCGCUGUAUGCGUUCGCGCUGUUCCUUCCUAGUAUUGUUAGCGAGGCAAGGUACAGCGCCACCCCCGCGAACCUGCUCACUGUCCCGGUAUAUGUUCUCGCCUGCAUCUGCACAUGUACAGUCGGCUUCCUCGCAGACCGAUACGGCAAUCGAGGACUCUGGAACUUCAGCUGCCUUUGUAUAAGUGCCGCGGGAUACAUUAUUCUUAUCUCAUCUCGGAACGCCACCCUGUCGUACAUCGCGGUAUAUUUAGCGGCCUGUGGGAUCUACCCAUGUAUACCAAACACGGUAGCGUGGGUAUCGAAUAAUGUCGAGGGAACAUACAAGCGGAGUGUUUCGCUUGCUAUGGUUAUAUCAUGGGGAAACAUCCAGGGAGCCAUCAGCUCCAAUGUCUACAGAGCUAAUCAGACGCCAUGGUAUCCCCUCGGCCACGGGCUUGUGCUGAUGUACAUCGGCUUCGGUCUAAUUUCGACUUUGUGCCUAAUAUUCACUCUCAAGACAGAGAAUGCCCGGCGCGACAGAGGUGAGCGCGAUGAGGUGAUCGAGGGCACCGAGGGCGGCAGCGAAAAGAAUGGCAUGUUCAGCUCUGUCAACGAGGCCAGGCGCGAAAAAGGCGAUAAAUGGAGCGGGUAUAGAUACACUCUUUAGAAUAGAAGACGAUCCGGAAAGCUCUCGCAAUGCUUUGCAUGUAAGUUUAGUGUACAUGUAAUAUUACUC